AUGACGACGCACGCGCGAUUCGCGUCCAACGCGCAUGCGGCGCGCGCGCCGCGACGGCCGCGCGCGCGCGCGAACCCGCGCGCGCGUCGACAGGGGAACGGCGGCGAUUCGGCGCGACGCGCGGUGAGCGAUGGCGGCUUAGAUGCGGCGAGAGAGGCGGCGAGAGAGCGCGACGUGGCGGCGAAGUGGGCGGGCGGCGCGUCCAAGGCGUCCUCGUCGUCGUCGCCGUCGCCGUCGCUCGUGGACCGAGCGAAACGUGCCGCGGGACGGGCAAAGACUGGGGAAGACGCGUCGACCUCGAGCGGGGAAGGAUUCGAGGGCGAGAGCUGUUUGCUUGGCGAUGGGAUUUGGGAACGACUGCGCGAAGAGGCGAAAACGGAUCUCGAAGGUGAACCCGCGCUGGCGAGUUAUUUGUAUUCCACCGUGUUGGCGCACAAGAGCAUCGAGGACGUCUUGGCGUUUGUGCUCGCGAACAAGCUGCGAAACAACGUGUUGUUGGAUUCGCAAUUGCUCGAGCUCUUCAGUUCACAGUAUAAAAAGUACCCCGAGCUCGGCAAAAAGUGUUUAGCGGACAUGCAAGCGGUGUACGAACGCGAUCCCGCGUGCGAUAGGUAUUUGGCCAUCGUGCUGUUCUUCAAAGGGUUCCAAGCCAUUCAGGCGCAACGCGUGGCGCACUCGCUCUGGCUGGAAGACCGCAAAGCGUUGAGUUUUUUGCUACAGAAUCGAAUCUCGGAAGUUUUCCACGUCGACAUUCACCCGGGCGCGGUGUUGGGUCAAGGGAUGAUGAUGGAUCACGCCACGGGCGUCGUCAUCGGUGAGACGGCCGUGGUCGGAGAAAACGUCUCCAUUCUCCACGGCGUCACUUUGGGCGGGACCGGUACGUCACAGGGCGAUCGACACCCUAAAGUUGGAGACGGCGUCGUUAUCGGCGCGAACGUCACGAUUUUAGGGAAUAUCAACGUAGGCGCCGACACAAAAAUCGGCGCCGGCUCGGUGGUGCUCGACGACAUACCCGAAGGGUCCACCGCCGUGGGUAUUCCUGCUAAAGUCAUCAACCGCGGCGCACCGCAGCAACCAUCGCUGUCGAUGGACCAAACGUCCUACAUCACGGACUACUUUAUCUGA
Ostreococcus lucimarinus CCE9901 is the source of this 1125-nucleotide messenger RNA. It is a transcript of the gene SAT1, whose product is annotated as serine acetyl transferase. Gene Ontology annotation, cellular component: cytoplasm; cytosol. The record is from RefSeq and is a predicted model, not a curated record. Bases 1 to 1125 code for a protein of 374 amino acids. Gene Ontology annotation, molecular function: L-serine O-acetyltransferase activity. The transcript has a single exon. Lineage: Eukaryota; Viridiplantae; Chlorophyta; Mamiellophyceae; Mamiellales; Bathycoccaceae.